AUGCAGUGGGAUGGCAGCGUCCAUGAGACGUGGUGGGAUGGCACGUCCACGAGAAGCGCCAGGGUUGCUGCUCUUCGGUCGGGUGAUGCCCGCGUUAAGCUGUGGUGGCCCCAGGUGUACCUGUCAUUGCGUGGUGUGGACACGAAGGACCCACCGAGGGCUCGGGGUGAAAGGUUUACUGGGUUAAAAUUUUCCCUGUUGUUAUUGUGUUGCAGCAAAAUCACCGAGAAGGCGAAGAAAUCCUUGGCCUCUCUCAAGAGGGAGAACCCUGGGCUGGAGCCGACGCUUGCCAUCAUUCAGGCACACAAUGAUCACUUCAUUCAAGAAAUAAACAAGAACUUUGCCAAAGAGGUUGGUCUGCGUGUUACUCACAUCUGUCUCCCUGAAGGCUGCAGCAAGGAUGAGAUUGUCAAUGAAAUCUUGAGACUUAAUGAGGAUCCUAAUGUGCAGGGCCUUGCCCUUGACCUCCCAGAAAGCUUGAUUAGCAGUAAGGUAUUAAACGCUGUGAAACCAGAGAAGGAUGUGGAUGGGUUGUCCGAUGUAAACCUAGGGCGCUUGGUGCGCGGUGAUGCCUACGACUGUCUAAUUCCCCCCACGGUGUGUGCUGUGAUGGAGCUUCUUGAAGAUUUAGGUGAGACCUCCUAUCGUGGCAAGACGGUGCUGCUGGUGGGCGCCGACGGGGCGGUGGGGGCUGCCCUGCAGUGCCUGCUGCAGAGGGAGGGAGCGGCGACCGGGAGCUGCCGGUGGAAAGCCCCUCAGCUGCGGACCAAGCUUCAACACGCGGACGUGGUGAUAGUUGGCAGUACGAAACCAGAUGAUGUCCCUGGGAGCUGGAUAAAGCCUGGAACCACCAUUAUCAGUUUUUCUCGAGACUUACUGUCAGAGAAACACAACUAUGGUCAGCAAAACAACCAUGCUGCUGAAAACACUGUUGGUUCUCUUGCAAUAGCAAUGCGAAUGCAGAACAUGGUAAAAAACACAGAGCGAUGGAUCCAGUCCCAGCGGUACAGGAAGUGGGACCUCCGCUGCUUGAAACUGCGGCCGCUCUUCCCAGUGCCCAGUGAUAUUGAGAUUUCCCGAGCACAGAGUCCAAAAGCUGUUGAUGUACUUGCCAAGGAGAUAGGAUUGCUUACAGAUGAAAUUGAGAUCUAUGGCCAAACCAAAGCCAAAGUACGUUUGUCCCUGCUGGAAAGGUUAAAGGAUCAACCAGAUGGAAAAUAUGUUCUAGUGGCUGGAAUAACCCCUACACCCCUAGGAGAGGGGAAAAGCACAGUCACAAUUGGUCUCGUUCAGGCGCUUACUGCACACCUUAACAUUAAUUCCUUUGCUUGUCUGAGACAACCUUCCCAAGGACCUACUUUUGGAGUUAAAGGUGGAGCAGCCGGUGGUGGAUACGCUCAAGUGAUUCCCAUGGAGGAGUUCAAUCUUCAUUUGACUGGAGACAUUCAUGCCAUAACUGCAGCAAAUAAUUUGCUGGCUGCUGCUAUUGAUGCACGGAUCUUGCAUGAGAACACUCAAUCUGAUAAGGCUUUGUAUAAUAGACUGGUUCCAGUAGUUAAUGGUGUGAGAGAAUUUUCUGCUAUUCAGCUUGCCCGUCUGAGAAGACUGGGAAUAAACAAGACUGAUCCUGGGACUUUAACAGAAGAGGAGAUCAACAAAUUUGCACGCCUUGAUAUUGACCCAUCUACCAUAACAUGGCAAAGAGUGGUGGAUACAAAUGACAGAUUCCUGCGCAAAAUAACAGUUGGGCAGGCAAAUACAGAGAAGGGAUUUGUCCGUCAGGCUCAGUUUGAUAUCGCUGUUGCAAGUGAAAUUAUGGCCAUCCUGGCCCUUACCACCAGCCUGCAAGAUAUGAAGGAGAGGCUGGGAAAAAUGGUGGUGGCUAAUGACAAGAAAGGAGAACCGGUAACAGCAGAGGAUUUGGGAGUAACAGGUGCUUUGGCAGUUUUGAUGAAAGACGCAAUUAAGCCCACGCUGAUGCAGACAUUGGAGGGAACACCGGUGUUUGUUCACGCUGGACCUUUUGCUAACAUUGCACAUGGAAACUCUUCUGUUUUGGCAGAUAAAAUUGCCCUUAAAUUAGUUGGAGAGAAAGGAUUUGUAGUAACUGAAGCUGGCUUUGGUGCUGACAUUGGGAUGGAGAAAUUCUUCAACAUCAAAUGCAGAGCCUCUGGCUUGGUUCCCAGUGUGGUUGUACUUGUUGCUACAGUGAGGGCUUUGAAGAUGCAUGGAGGUGGGCCAAAUGUAACUGCCGGUGCCCCCUUGAAGAAAGAAUACACGGAAGAGAACCUCCAGCUGGUAGCUGAUGGCUGCUGUAAUCUACAGAAACAGAUUCAAAUUACUCAACUCUUUGGAGUUCCUGUUGUGGUUGCUCUAAAUGUCUUCAAAACUGACUCUCCUGCUGAGGUUGAUCUGGUGUGUGAGAUUGCAAAGCAAUCUGGAGCAUUUGAUGCUGUACCCUGCAAUCACUGGUCAGCUGGUGGUAGAGGAGCAGUAAAAUUAGCUCAAGCUGUGGAAAAGGCAGCCAAUCAGAAAAACAGUUUCAAAUAUCUCUACAACUUGGAGCUUCCUAUUGUUGAAAAAAUCAGGAUCAUUGCUCAGAAGGUGUAUGGAGCUCAGGAUAUAGAGUUGUCUCCUGCUGCGCAGUCACAAGUUGAUCGUUACACCCGGCAGGGAUUUGGCAAUCUUCCCAUUUGUAUGGCAAAAACUCACCUAUCCCUCUCCCAUCAGCCUGAGAGGAAGGGCGUUCCCACUGGUUUCAUUUUGCCAAUUAGUGAUGUGCGAGCCAGUAUUGGAGCUGGAUUCAUCUACCCUUUGGUAGGAACGAUGAGCACCAUGCCAGGGCUGCCCACGAGGCCAUGCUUCUAUGACAUUGACCUUGACCCCGUCACAGAGCAAGUGAAAGGAUUGUUUUGAGAGUGACGUCCAAAUUCAGAGGCCUGGAAAUUAAGAACUGCAACUUUCCUGUUUCCUGCAAGUAGGAGACAAAAAUGAAUCUGAAAUAUUCCUGUUAUGUGUCUCUAGAGGAAUGUCAAGAUAGACCAAAGAGCAAAAGUUUACGCUUUCUUCAAACUAGUUUUUAUGAUGAAAUAUAGCUGUAAGGUUAAAAAAAAAAA
This is a messenger RNA of Calidris pugnax (ruff), 3116 nucleotides long. RefSeq names its product methylenetetrahydrofolate dehydrogenase (NADP+ dependent) 1-like (gene MTHFD1L). The record is from RefSeq and is a predicted model, not a curated record. Gene Ontology annotation, cellular component: cytosol; mitochondrion. Gene Ontology annotation, biological process: tetrahydrofolate interconversion. NCBI's taxonomy places the organism in Eukaryota, Metazoa, Chordata, Aves, Charadriiformes, Scolopacidae. The transcript has 28 exons. Gene Ontology annotation, molecular function: formate-tetrahydrofolate ligase activity; ATP binding; methylenetetrahydrofolate dehydrogenase (NADP+) activity. Bases 1 to 2916 code for a protein of 971 amino acids.